AUGGCAGCAGCUUAUGCAACUCUACUUUCUGCUAUGAAUAUCAUAAACAACCUUCACCAUCAUCCUACCCCUCCUAUUUCUCUCCCCAUCCAACAAUUUGAAUCUCUCACUCAAAAGAUUAAUUUCCUGCUCCAAUUUCUCCAAGCCUAUAAUCCCCAUCGUGACUACUCCAAAGAAGCGGAUCCAUUGGAGUGUCGCAUUGCAGAUGCAGCUUAUGCGGCCGAACACGCCAUUGAAUCUCAUAUUUUCAAAAAGUUCACAAAUAAUGGAGAAAAUAUGAGUUCUCUUGGCUUGUAUGAAGCUCUGGAGAAGGUGAUAAAAGACAUGGCUUCUAUCGAAGAGGAGGCCAAGCAAAUUCAAGCGAGAGUUGGAGCCCAACAUCAACUGGACACAAAGUCAACGCCUUCAGAUUCGUCGAGAUCUUCUUCGAUCCCGCAGCAGAGUAUCAUGGUGGGUGCUGAUGAUGUCAAGCUUCAACUAAUGGAUAAGCUCACUUCUGAUGGCCUUCAUCUACAGAUCAUUCCCAUUGUAGGGAUGGGCGGCUCCGGUAAGACCACUCUUGCUAGAACUGUUUAUGAAGAACGCCUUAUUAAGGAGCAUUUUGAUAUUUGUGGGUGGGCUACCAUCUCUCAAGAAUAUGUCAUUAGAGAAAUUUUUGCAGCAGUUCUUCGUCAUUUAAAUGUUAGAGUUGAUGACGAUUUGAGUGAGCAUGAAUUAGGAGAAAAGUUGUAUAAACAUCUCUAUGGUAGAAAAUACCUAAUUAUAAUGGAUGAUAUGUGGAGCAUUCACCCAUGGGAUAGAGUUAGGAAAAAUUUUCCGGAUAACAAAAAUGGUAGCAGAAUAGUGGUAACAACUAGGCUAUCAGAUUUGGCUUCUACAUUAUCCAACUCUAAUAGCCUUGGGAUGGAACUUUUGGAUGAGGCUGAAAGUUGGGAGCUUCUCUCCAAAACUGUGUUUGGGGAAGAAGGUUGCCCACUUGAAUUAGAGGAAAUCGGAAAAAAGAUUGGAAAAAGCUGCAAAGGACUUCCAUUGUCAAUUGUUGUGGUGGGAGGCCUUUUGGCCAAGUCUAAGCAUACAAGAGAGUAUUGGAAAGAAAUAGGCGAAAACUUGAAUGCAAGUGUUGUUAAUUUAGAGAAUGAUGAGCGUUGCUUGAAAAUACUAUACAUGAGUUACAAGCAAUUGCCGAUACAUUUGAAACCAUGUUUUCUCUAUAUGGGAGUUUUUCCCGAAGAUGAAGAGAUUAGUACGUCAGAGCUCAGUAGAUAUUGGAUUGCGGAAGGAUUUGUGAAAGUAGUAAGUGAGAAAAGCUUGGAAGAGAUGGCAGAAGAGUAUUUAAAAGACCUUAUUCGUAGAAAUCUUGUUUUUAGUCAUGAGUUGGUUAGUAUUGGGGACAUAAAAAAGUGCAAAAUUCAUGACUUGUUGAGAGACUUGUGCUUGAGAGAAGCUGAAAAAGAAGAGAUGUUUUAUAAUACCGCAUCAGAAAAUGUAGUCAUAAGAGUCUUGCCGCCUAUGUCACAAGCUCGUUCUUUGACGUGGAAUGUUCGAAGAAAACUAUUACCUCUCAAUAUGAGCUUGGCGAGGAUAGUGAAAAUAAUUACAAACAAGAAAUUGGUCGAUGAUGAACUAUUUGGACACAUGGAUCAAUUAGUUAACUCACGCUUCCUUCAAAUAAGUUGUUCUGCAAUAGGAGAGCGGAAUCUUCCUUGUUCAAUAUGGCGAUUUUGGAAUCUACAAACACUAAUUGUUAACACCAGCCAUGAGAUUACUGCACCGACUGAUUUUUGGUACAUGCCUCACAUCAGACAUGUUGAGUUCAAGGAUGGGCUUCGUCUCCCAGAUCCUUCUAACGACCAAGAUAACAUUGUUUUGGGAAAUCUGCAAAGCCUGAGGACAGUACUAGGUUUCAAGUGUAGCGAACAAUUGGUCAAAAAAAUUCCCAACAUAAAAGAAUUGGUUUUUUGGAAUGGGGAGCAGCGUGAUGAUGAGAUGCAUUCUUUGAGCAAUCUCUAUUGUCUAACUAAACUUGAGUCAUUGGAUUGCACUUUUUUUGGAAAUUGUGUGAUCAACUUUCCCCAUUCGCUCAAGAGUUUAGUUCUUCGUCACAGCAGCAGCUCGAGUUAUUGUUGGGGAGACAUGUUGGAUAAGGUAGGUGUGUUGCCCCAUCUUCAGAAGCUCACACUCUGGUGGGGGAGGUUCGAUGAAGGGAAGUGGGAAACAACUGAAGGCCAAUUUCGCAGCCUCAAAUUCUUGACUCUUAAGGAUUGCAGUAAUCUAGAAAUCUGGGAAAUUGAAAGCUCCUACUUUCCAUGCCUUGAGCGCCUUCAUCUUAUUCGACUACAUUGCUUGCGGGAAAUCCCUUUAGAUUUUGCAGAAAUACCCACACUUAGAGAAAUCUGUGUGAACGGUUGCAGCGAUUCGUCUGUGGUUUCAGCUAAAAGAAUAUCAGAGGAACACGAGGAUUAUUACGGGGAAGGAGCCCUUCAAGUUCGCGUUCAACUCUGGAGAAAGAACAUCGCAGCAGAAAUGGAGAGCUUGGAUAGUCCUAACUUUUGUGUUGAACGUGUCAACUACUUUUCAUUUGUAAUAUAG
Molecule: messenger RNA, 2589 nt
Organism: Salvia miltiorrhiza (redroot sage)
Lineage: Eukaryota; Viridiplantae; Streptophyta; Magnoliopsida; Lamiales; Lamiaceae
Product: putative late blight resistance protein homolog R1A-10
Exons: 1
Coding region: 1-2589 (862 amino acids)
Biological process (GO): defense response to other organism
Molecular function (GO): ADP binding
Source: RefSeq, a predicted model, not a curated record